Molecule: messenger RNA, 916 nt
Organism: Cimex lectularius (bed bug)
Lineage: Eukaryota; Metazoa; Arthropoda; Insecta; Hemiptera; Cimicidae
Exons: 1
Coding region: 176-676 (166 amino acids)
Source: RefSeq, a predicted model, not a curated record
UACUAGAAAGCAUAAAAUUAUAAAAAAAUAUUAGUUGCGUUCUUGUCUUAAUCGAUGGACGAAGAAGGACUUUGCGGUACUUAAUUGUAGAGGUCCUGAAAGAGGGGGUUGUGGACGUGGAGAGGAUGAAAUCCAGCACCUACCCGGGGACCGGGACAGUCGUGUGUCAGUAACCAUGAAGUUGAGAUGGAUCAUCGUCGUGGCCGGUUUCGUGUGCCAGAUCGGCUGCACGUCCAUCCGGCCGAACUUCCGGCCCCAGGAGUCGUCCGGAGACGGGAAGAUCCAGGGUGAAAUCGUCGUCAGUUCGUCGGCGAUUUCCGUGAAAGGUCCUCCGAAGGGAUUCCCACUGAUCAAGGAGCAGGAGAGGAAACAGAGGAGCGUGGACGAGGCCGAACGGGCCGUCGGACGGAAAAAGAGCGGCGGUUGGUCCAAGAUGAUGAAGAAGAUGUGGCCUUACAUGCUCGUGCCGGCUAUGAUGAGCAUGGGCUACGCCCCUUUCAUGCUCGCCUCGCUCAAAAUGUUCGUCAUGAAUGCCGUCAUGAUCAACAUGAUGGCUCUAAACGCUGCGAUAUUCCUCACACUCAGAAACAUGGUCUUCGGUCCGAGGAACGGCGAGCACAUACGCUACUACAACUUGGGAUAUAAGAAAAAGACACACCAUCACCAUCACAGGUGAUGAUCUAUCGACAAGCCUUCUCUCGAUAAGGCCCAGCUUUUAUUUCUUUAAUUUCACCCUCGUCAUGCGAAAUACGCCAAAAUAGCAGACAUCCAACUAGACACCAAAGAGUACGUCGUAGUGUGUGAAUAAAGUGUGAAACAAGUACGAUGCGGUAUAUCAAGUUUUAAUCUAAAACAAUGUAAAACGUGGCUGUGUUCAUUUUAUUUAUUUAUUUUAGCUGUAAUAAACAACAAUAUC